AGAACGGGAACGACCGAGUUCGAAGCGCGACACAACCACGAAAGCUUGCAGGCAGUGUGUAAUUUUAAAAACUUUUAAGAUUAAGUAGGGGCAAAAAACAAAUGUGUGUGCGUUUUUAAUUUUUCUCAAAAUAAAUAAUGGAAAUGAAAAGUGAUGAGGAUGCUGCGAAAGCUGUUACGUCUGUUGAAGAGUUAAUUAAGCCCGUUCCGAAACCGUUUUCGAUCGAGGCGCUUAUCGGCGAUGAUAGACCGAGGAGAAAAAUUAAUAAUAAUCCUUGGGAGGUUGUCGUCCACCAAAGUUAUCAACAUCAUCAUAGUGAACAUCAUCAUCUGCAUCAGAUUGAUGGUCGAAUUCAAAAUGUUGUGGUACAUCAGAAUGUUGGGCAUAGGGAUACUGAUUCGGAUGGAAGCGUUGAUAUGGAUUUGGCACAAGAUUUAUCUAGUAGGAGUCAAAGAGAUAGUUCAGAUUUAGAAGAAGACGUUGAAGAGUCACAAUCCUCAGAGGGUCAGUGCGAUGGAAAUGGUUCCACGAAAGCACGACGAAGAAGAACUGCAUUCACCAGCGAACAAUUACUCGAAUUAGAGCGAGAAUUUCACGCGAAAAAGUACCUCUCCUUAACAGAACGUAGUCAAAUAGCGGCCGCGUUACGUUUGAGUGAGGUUCAGGUGAAAAUUUGGUUCCAAAAUCGUCGGGCAAAAUGGAAGCGUGUUAAAGCCGGGUUAGGUGCCGGUCCGCAUCAUCAACAAAAAGGAGCUGGGACGCAACAGAACAAGAGCAAGCUAGUAGUGCCGAUUCCGGUUCACGUUAACAGAUUCGCCGUCAGAAGUCAACAUCAGCAACUGGAACGAGCCCUUGGGGAUUUAGCCGGGAGGGUAUUGGCAUCGCAUGCUGCUCUCAGGGCCGGUUUGGACUUGCACGGUUUCCAAGGCGGACCGCCUCGUUGACGAAAAGAAGGAUAAGUUUAAGCCGGGUGUAAGAUGUAAUUAUAGCGACACGUGUAUGUUGGUUUAUACGGUGAUUUGAAAGGAUGAUAGUUUUUUUUAUUUACCUGGUUAGGUAUGUUAUUCUUUUCUAUAUGCGAUUUAAAAAUUGGAUUUUCAUUUCAAAAUUAUGAUAAAUAGGAUUUUUUAGAAUUUUUAAACUAGCUGAAAACAUUGCGAAAAUCCAAGAAAAAAUCGCAUAUAAAUAAAGAAAUAAAAAUAGGUUAUAAGUGACCAAAAUAAUUGUAUAUACAUAACACGUAAGUCUCAACACUACUUAUUGUGGUAGAAGUAAAAAAAGAGAGUUUGGUUGGAUACAGAGUAGCUACGAACAGUAAUGUACGUGUGCAAUAUAAUUUUUAAAUAAAAUCCCUUGUAUAGUUCGAGAUUAAUAUUGUUUUAAGAAA
Messenger RNA from Onthophagus taurus, 1387 nucleotides. Its product is annotated as homeobox protein unplugged. Gene Ontology annotation, molecular function: DNA-binding transcription factor activity, RNA polymerase II-specific; RNA polymerase II transcription regulatory region sequence-specific DNA binding. The record is from RefSeq and is a predicted model, not a curated record. NCBI's taxonomy places the organism in Eukaryota, Metazoa, Arthropoda, Insecta, Coleoptera, Scarabaeidae. Gene Ontology annotation, biological process: regulation of nervous system development; regulation of transcription by RNA polymerase II. Gene Ontology annotation, cellular component: nucleus.